This is a messenger RNA of Cynoglossus semilaevis (tongue sole), 632 nucleotides long. RefSeq names its product myc box-dependent-interacting protein 1-like. The annotation marks the transcript as partial. The record is from RefSeq and is a predicted model, not a curated record. Gene Ontology annotation, molecular function: phospholipid binding; tau protein binding. The transcript has 3 exons. Gene Ontology annotation, cellular component: plasma membrane; synaptic vesicle; cytoplasm. Lineage: Eukaryota; Metazoa; Chordata; Actinopteri; Pleuronectiformes; Cynoglossidae.
AUUGCACCCAUCCUUCAGUCAAUGUCAAGCAGCGGGCACAUGCAUGUAGCAGUUGGAGCUGCCGCUGCCGUACUGUACAGGCCUGCGGUCUACAACAGACCUGAUCACUGACGAGUCUUUGACAAAGAUGGUCGUUGUCGUGCUGUCAGUUUGUUUUAAUUUUUCACAGCACUUAGAAGUGUUAAUAUGAAGCAGCAGUGGAGAAAUAAAUCCCCAUGUAGCUCUAUUCAAAAGGGGGGUGGGGAUGCUGGUGGUCUCUGCGUUUAUGUUGUGACCCUUUUUAAAUGUCAGGGGGCGCUGCUCUUCCAUUACAGCCCAGUGAAGUGUGUGUCUGAUUUUUUUGGUUGUUUCCUCCUUGUAAUGCUGCCAAUGCUAUGGGUUUUUUUUUUCUUGUCUGUCAGGUUCUUCAGAAGCUCGGAAAGGCUGAUGAGACCAAAGAUGUUGCUUUUGAGGAAGGAGUUAUCAACUUCAAUAAACAAUAUACCGAGGGAAGCAAACUUCAGAGGGACCUGAGGGCAUACCUGGAGGCAGUGAAAGCCAUGCACGAGUCCUCCAAGAACCUGCAGGAAUGUCUGGGUGACAUGUAUGAGCCGGAAUGGUACGGGAAGAAUGACGUGGACUCCAUAUUAGAG